CAGGGAGGGCAGUUGGUGUAGUGACUAAGCUACAGUGCCAAACAGUUUCUACAGGGAGGGCAGUUGGUGUAGUGACUAAGCUACAGUGCCAAACAGUUUCUACAAGGAGGGCAGUUGGGGUAGUGACUAAGCUACAGUGCCAAACAGUUUCUACAGGGAGGGCAGUUGGUGUAGUGACUAAGCUACAGUGCCAAACAGUUUCUACAGGGAGGGCAGUUGGUGUAGUGACUAAGCUACAGUGCCAAACAGCUUCUACAGGGAGGGCAGUUGGUGUAGUGACUAAGCUACAGUGCCAAACAGUUUCUACAAGGAGGGCAGUUGGUGUAGUGACUAAGCUACAGUGCCAAACAGCUUCUACAGGGAGGGCAGUUGGUGUAGUGACUAAGCUACAGUGCCAAACAGCUUCUACAGGGAGGGCAGUUGGUGUAGUGACUAAGCUACAGUGCCAAACAGUUUCUACAGGGAGGGCAGUUGGUGUAGUGACUAAGCUACAGUGCCAAACAGUUUCUACAGGGAGGGCAGUUGGUGUAGUGACUAAGCUACAGUGCCAAACAGUUUCUACAAGGAGGGCAGUUGGUGUAGUGACUAAGCUACAGUGCCAAACAGUUUCUACAGGGAGGCCAGUUGGUGUAGUGACUAAGCUACAGUGCCAAACAGCUUCUACAGGGAGGGCAGUUGGUGUAGUGACUAAGCUACAGUGCCAAACGGUUUCUACAGGGAGGCCAGUUGGUGUAGUGACUAAGCUACAGUGCCAAACAGCUUCUACAGGGAGGGCAGUUGGUGUAGUGACUAAGCUACAGUGCCAAACAGUUUCUACAAGGAGGGCAGUUGGUGUAGUGACUAAGCUACAGUGCCAAACAGUUUCUACAAGGAGGGCAGUUGGUGUAGUGACUAAGCUACAGUGCCAAACAGUUUCUACAGGGAGGGCAGUUGGUGUAGUGACUAAGCUACAGUGCCAAACAGCUUCUACAGGGAGGGCAGUUGGUGUAGUGACUAAGCUACAGUGCCAAACAGCUUCUACAGGGAGGGCAGUUGGUGUAGUGACUAAGCUACAGUGCCAAACAGUUUCUACAGGGAGGGCAGUUGGUGUAGUGACUAAGCUACAGUGCCAAACAGUUUCUACAGGGAGGGCAGUUGGUGUAGUGACUAAGCUACAGUGCCAAACAGUUUCUACAGGGAGGGCAGUUGGUGUAGUGACUAAGCUACAGUGCCAAACAGUUUCUACAGGGAGGGCAGUUGGUGUAGUGACUAAGCUACAGUGCCAAACAGUUUCUACAGGGAGGGCAGUUGGUGUAGUGACUAAGCUACAGUGCCAAACAGUUUCUACAGGGAGGGCAGUUGGUGUAGUGACUAAGCUACAGUGCCAAACAGUUUCUACAGGGAGGGCAGUUGGUGUAGUGACUAAGCUACAGUGCCAAACAGUUUCUACAGGGAGGGCAGUUGGUGUAGUGACUAAGCUACAGUGCCAAACAGUUUCUACAGGGAGGGCAGUUGGUGUAGUGACUAAGCUACAGUGCCAAACAGCUUCUACAGGGAGGGCAGUUGGUGUAGUGACUAAGCUACAGUGCCAAACAGUUUCUACAGGGAGGGCAGUUGGUGUAGUGACUAAGCUACAGUGCCAAACAGCUUCUACAGGGAGGGCAGUUGGUGUAGUGACUAAGCUACAGUGCCAAACAGCUUCUACAGGGAGGGCAGUUGGUGUAGUGACUAAGCUACAGUGCCAAACAGUUUCUACAGGGAGGGCAGUUGGUGUAGUGACUAAGCUACAGUGCCAAACAGUUUCUACAAGGAGGGCCAUAAUCAUUCACUACAAUUCAACUCCUCUACUGUGGAAAGGAGAGAGAGGAGGGAUGGCUGAGCCCAGCCACUCAGCACUACACCUGCUGGGAGACUCCACCCCCUCCCACACCACCCAGUACCUGGCCACACUCGCAGCUUGUCUCGGAGGACUGGUGAUGGGGACCGGACUGGGGUACUCGUCCCCGGCGGGGCCGCUCUUGAUGACCAACACUACGGGGGAGACGCUGCACCUGACCCAACAGCAGUACGACUGGUUCAUAUCCUCGCUGAACCUUGGAGGCGUGGCUGGCAGCCUCGGAGGCGGCCUGUGUACCAACCAGCUGGGCAGGAGGCCUACCAUGCUUCUCACGGGGCCACUCAGUCUGGCUGGCUGGGCACUCAUAGCUUUUGGGCAGAACUUCGCCAUGUUGGCAGCCGGGCGGGUGUUGAUUGGUGCCAGCAUGGGUGCCACCUGCACCGCCGCCCCCACCUACGUGGGCGAAGUUGCUUCCCCAGACAUCAGAGGCGCCCUUGCCAGCGGGCACCAGCUGAUGAUAACUCUAGGGAUGCUGCUCGCCUACUUUGGUGGCAUCUACGUCAGCAGCUGGCGGUGGCUAGCCGUCAUCUGUGGCGCCCCUAACCUCUUGUACAUAGCCACGGUCUAUUUCACACGCGAAUCUCCGACUUUCCUCCUCGCUAAAGGGAAGAUGAGAGAAGCCGCAGCAUCCCUACAGCACUUCCGAGGUGCGAGAUACGACAUUGAGGAAGAACUCCAGAUGACGAAGCAGUCGCUGGAAGAGGGCAUGCAUACGCGAGUAACCUUCAAGGAGGUCCUCAAGCCUUACAUCUUAAGGCCCUUCCUCCUCUGCCUGACAGUCUUCGCCACGGUCCAGCUGUCCGGCGCAGGCGCCAUUCUCCUCAACAUGGCCAUUAUCUUCCAGGCGUCCGGCGUGCGUCUGGACGACAACAUCAACGUGGUGAUCGUGGGGGUGAUGCAGGUGGUGGCGACGGGCCUGAGCGCCGUGCUGAUGGACCGGGCCGGCAGGAGGCUCCUACUGGUCCUCUCCCUCAGCUUCAUGUCUCUCUCACUGGCACCAAACUUCAUGAGCGUCCAUUGUGUUUUUCCCACAACGGGUGAGCGGCUGGGCUGGCUGCCUCUCGUCUCCAUGUGUGUCUUCAUCUCCUCCUUCGCGCUGGGUCCUGGGCCCAUAGCCUGGGUCUUGCUAGGUGAGCUCUUGCACCCCAGAGUGAAGGAGGCGACGACUGGCAUCGUUACCUUAUUCAGCUGGGGGCUGGGCUUCGUUGUCAACUUGACCUUCUUGCCUCUGGAGGACGCCCUGGGGAGUGACGGGAUCUACCUUCUCUUCGCCGCCAUGGCCCUCUGUGGCCUCCUGGUCAUCGUGGCCGGCCUCCCGGAGACUAAGGGCAAGAGCCUGCAGGAGAUCGCGGAGCACUUCGGGCGUCCCAAGUACGACCCCAACAAGAAUGCUGUGGAAGACGACCCCGAAGUAUAUCAGGGGGUGAACCCCAGAGAGAACCAUUUCCUGAAAUGAACACCAUAAGAAAAUAGGUAUACGAACACAUAUAGAACAUAAGAACUUUUAUUGAACAUGAUAUCAUAUGUAGAACAUUAAAACAUAUGAUCGUAGUUAGAACAUAAGAUCAUAUAUAGAACUUGAGAACAUAUAUAAGAUCAUAUAUAGAACUUGAGAACAUAUAUAAGAUCAUAUAUAGAACUUGAGAACAUAUAUAAGAUCAUAUAUAGAACUUGAGAACAUAUAUAAGAUCAUAUAUAGAACUUGAGAACAUAUAUAAGAUCAUAUAUAGAACUUGAUAACAUAUAUAAGAUCAUAUAUAGAACUUGAGAACAUAUAUAAGAUCAUAUAUAGAACUUGAGAACAUAUAUAAGAUCAUAUAUAGAACUUGAGAACAUAUAUAAGAUCAUAUAUAGAACUUGAGAACAUAUAUAAGAUCAUAUAGAACAUGAGAACAUAGGAUCAUAUAUAGAGUAUUAGAACAUAUUUUCAUGUUCAAACACAAGGCCAAUUGGUCAUGUGUUUCAUACGAAAAAAAUCCUAUUUCCUCUUAUCUUGCUUGAAUAUGUGAACACUGAACACUACGUUAAGCAACUGAACACUACGUUAAGCACUCUGAACACACGUUAAGCACUCUGAACACUACGUUAAGCACUCUGAACACUUCGUUAAGCACUCUGAACACUACGUUAAGCACUCUGAACACAACGUUAAGCACUCUGAACACAGCGUUAAACACUCUGAACACAGCGUUAAACACUCUGAACACUACGUUAAGCACUCUGAACACAGCGUUAAGCACUCUGAACACUACGUUAAGCACUCUGAACACUACGUUAAGCACUCUGAACACUACGUUAAGCACUCUGAACACUACGUUAAGCACUCUGAACACUACGUUAAGCACUCUGAACACUACGUUAAGCACUCUGAACACAGCGUUAAGCACUCUGAACACAACGUUAAACACUCUGAACACAACGUUAAACACUCUGAACACUACGUUAAGCACUCUGAACACAGCGCUAAACACUCUGAACACUACGUUAAGCACUCUGAACACUACGUUAAGCACUCUGAACACAGCGUUAAGCACUCUGAACACUUCGUUAAGCACUCUGAACACUACGUUAAGCACUCUGAACACUACGUUAAGCACUCUGAACACUUCGUUAAGCACUCUGAACACUUCAUUAAGAACACUGAACACUACGUUAAGCACUCUGAACACUACGUUAAGCACUCUGAACACUACGUUAAGCACUCUGAACACAGCGCUAAACACUGAACACUACGUUAAGCACUCUGAACACAGCGCUAAACACUCUGAACACUACGUUAAACACUCUGAACACAGCGUUA
Molecule: messenger RNA, 4676 nt
Organism: Procambarus clarkii (red swamp crayfish)
Lineage: Eukaryota; Metazoa; Arthropoda; Malacostraca; Decapoda; Cambaridae
Source: RefSeq, a predicted model, not a curated record